Molecule: messenger RNA, 720 nt
Organism: Marasmius oreades (fairy-ring Marasmius)
Lineage: Eukaryota; Fungi; Basidiomycota; Agaricomycetes; Agaricales; Marasmiaceae
Exons: 4
Coding region: 1-720 (239 amino acids)
Source: RefSeq, a predicted model, not a curated record
AUGUCCACUGCUUCCACAACUGCAGAACGCCACGAGCAUUCGUUCUCUAUAGACCGAGGGGGGCAUAAAUGGCUCGUUGUCACUGUUCGGAGUCGUUCACGAAGUACUGCUUCAGCUCCGGCAUACAUCGAAGGUGACACCAUAACGGGACGCCUUGAGCUAGACAUCGACCGACCAGAAACUAUCAAAGAAGUAGACAUAGCGGUCGAGGGGGCUCUCACAUCCGUUCAACAACAAGAAAUGGUUUUCUUGUCCAUGAAACACAUCCUUUGGAACUCGGACGGAAGGCCUACCAACAAGUUCUUUGGAAAAUACAACUGGGGCUUUACGUUCACACUUCCCUCCCAAGUCAGUGUGGACAGUACAAUGUACAAACUUCCACCCAAUUUCUCCGAGAAACCGACCUCGACGUUCAUUGAUUACAGGCUUGUUGCUAAUGUGAAAAGAGGAGCGUUCAAGCCAAAUCGAACGAUAUCGCAAGGGUUCGUUUACAAGCCCGUCUCAGUGCCUCCGCCACCUUCUACGCGACGGCAAUUGGCAUAUAGGAAUGCAAGUGCCCUUUCCCUACCUUCCGAGGACCCUGAAGGAUGGAAUGUACUUCAGCCACAAAGCACGAAGGGUAGAAUUUACGGUGGAAACCUGGUGGAAGCGACGUGUACACUAGCCAUUGCUGUCCCAGUAGGUCUCCAAAAACGCUGGGGACUCGUGAUGAUAUUCUGA